Dissoconium aciculare CBS 342.82 is the source of this 874-nucleotide messenger RNA. RefSeq names its product ATPase, V1/A1 complex, subunit E. Gene Ontology annotation, molecular function: proton-transporting ATPase activity, rotational mechanism. The record is from RefSeq and is a predicted model, not a curated record. Gene Ontology annotation, cellular component: proton-transporting two-sector ATPase complex, catalytic domain. Gene Ontology annotation, biological process: proton transmembrane transport. Lineage: Eukaryota; Fungi; Ascomycota; Dothideomycetes; Mycosphaerellales; Dissoconiaceae. Bases 176 to 874 code for a protein of 232 amino acids. The transcript is spliced from 2 exons.
AGCGGCGGCACCUUCAACCGUCAUUGCUGGCCAGAAACAGCUCUCAUUGUCUUCAUUUGCUGCGAGUUCCGAAGACAGCUGGAAGCACGCAGCCUGGUUCUAUAUUUUCUGUCAGACCGUACGACUUGAUUACAGCAACGUUUCACUACAAUCAGCCAGCAGCAGCAGCAGCAUCAUGUCGCAGGCACACGCCAUGUCGGACGACCAGGUCCAGACGGAGCUCCGCAAAAUGACGGCAUUCAUCCGUCAAGAAGCUCUGGAGAAGGCUCGCGAGAUCCACCUCAAGGCAGAUGAGGAAUUCAGCAUUGAGAAGUCGAAGCUGGUCCGGUCCGAGACAUCCCGCAUCGACAGCGAAUACGAGAAGAAGUUCACCCAGGCUGGCAUGAGCCAACAAAUCACCAAAUCCACUCUAGCCAACAAGACCCGACUACGCAUUCUCUCAUCCCGGCAGGAACUUUUGGACAGCUUGUUCGAGGAUGCGAAUAAGAAGCUUGCAGAGACUGCGGGCAAAGAUAAGAAAUACGAGACGGUGCUGAAGAAUCUCAUCUUGGAGGGUCUGUACGCUUUGGUCAAUGAAAAGAAGGUCAUUCUCCGGUGUCGGAAGAAGGACGAUGCAUUGGUCAAGAAGGCCGCUGAAGCAGCUAAGGAGGAAUACAAGAAGAAGCUGAAGGCGGAGGAGCUGGAAAUUGUGAUCGAUGAGAAGGAGAAGGUUCCGGAGGGAUCCGCCGGCGGCGUCAUCAUUCUGAACAGCACUGGCAAAAUUGACAUCAACAACACCUUCGAAGAACGACUAAAACUUCUAGAGACCGAUGCUCUGCCCAGCGUGCGAACGACACUUUUCGGCGAGAACAAGAAUCGGAAAUUCAAGGACUAG